This is a messenger RNA of Alternaria rosae, 1293 nucleotides long. Its product is annotated as galactose mutarotase-like domain-containing protein. The record is from RefSeq and is a predicted model, not a curated record. Gene Ontology annotation, molecular function: isomerase activity; carbohydrate binding. NCBI's taxonomy places the organism in Eukaryota, Fungi, Ascomycota, Dothideomycetes, Pleosporales, Pleosporaceae. The transcript has a single exon. Bases 166 to 1128 code for a protein of 320 amino acids. Gene Ontology annotation, biological process: carbohydrate metabolic process.
GCCUGCUACCAUUAGUGUAAGACGCCCCCAAUCGAUUACCUACCAUUCUACCUUCUAAUUCCCAAUUGCAGCUCGAGCAAUCCAUCAUACCCGCAAACAAUCCACUUCGAGUUAUAGAUACCCCACCAUCACCUCGAGCUACAGCAACAACACAUCGUCAUCAUCAUGGUCGACCGUGCGAACCGCCCAUCAGCGCUGAACGCACCUACCGCGUCCGCACCCGGCCCCCAGGUCGACAUCGUCGGAGAGGGUGGCAGCCAGAAGGUUGUCGCGAGACUGCCGUCUGGUGAGAGCGUUGAGGUGCUGCUCUUUGGAGCCACCGUUACUAGCUGGAAGAGCAACGGCGGAAAGACUGAGAACCUCUGGUUGAGCGAUGCAGCCGAUUUGACUGGCAAGAAGCCUGUACGCGGUGGCAUCCCCGUCGUAUUCCCCGUCUUCGGCCCUCCUCCCAAGGAGGGACACGCCACUUCGUCGCUUCCACAACACGGUUUCGCGCGUGGAUCGCGCUGGGAGUAUAUGGGCAAGUCGACUGCGGAGGAUGCUCUCGACUCAGACUCGGUCAAGCUCGACUUUGGCCUCGACCGCCAGUCGCUCAGCGAGGAGUCGCGCAAGGCAUGGCCGCUGGACUUUGGCCUCGUAUACAGCGUCACAUUGAGCAAGGACAGCCUACAGGCAGUUCUCACCGUCCGCAACGAGGGUGAGGAGAGUUUCGAGUUCCAGUUCCUGCUCCACACCUACUUCAGGAUUCAGGACGUGUCCAAGAUCGCCAUCACCGGCCUGUCUGGCACCGAGUACAUCGACAAGGUCCUCAACGCCUCUACCCACACCCAGAGUGACAACCAGCUCAAGAUCACAGGCGAGACAGAUCGCGUCUACAAGGACAUCAAGCAGGACACGACAUCGAUUACCGAAGACGGCAAGCCUCGCUUUGACGUCAUCCGCGACAACGUCAAGGACACUGUCACCUGGAACCCGUGGAUCGAGAAGGCCAAGGCCAUGGGCGACUUCUCACCCGACGACGGCUACAAGAACAUGGUCUGCGUCGAGAUCGGUGCCGUGGAUGGCUGGCAGAGGCUGGAGAAGGGCGAGGUCUGGGAGGGUGGCAUGUUGGUCAAGAGCCACUUGUAGGAGAUAGCAGGGGCACCUCAUACACGAAAAAAAACUGAACAGGUCUGCGGACUACAUCAAGACAAAAACCUGCAAAGUGGGUGACCUAACGUCAACGUAGGCUCCAGGGUGUUCGGUUUUUUCCUAGGUUGGCUUGGGGGCAUGAAACCGUGCAUGGUUCCGGUU